GCUAGUAGGAAAGCAUGCCAUAUCAUGCCCUAGCGCAAACCUCAACAAACAAUGCCAUUCUCCCCAAUAAGCCUAUCCCCAUUCGGUAACCGACCUCUGCAUCUAUCGCCGAACAACAACAUCCUCAAUUUGCAUCGUCUUGACCGCCAUGUCUUGUUGAUGUUCCCUCGUGCCUGCCCUGCACCAACCACGGCUCGCCAUCGCCUCAACACCAUGCUCGCCAGCAGCACCCGCUCCAUCCCCCUCUAUCCAGCACGCUGAGAAAAGUCUUCACCGCCCCUCACCGCCUACCCUCUUCCACUGCACGCCCGCCAGCAUGUCUGCCGCUCAACUCGACCACGCGCGCUGGGAGAGCACCGAACUGGUGCUCCUCGACAUUGAGGGCACCAUCUCUAGCAUCUCCUUCGUCAAGGACAUUCUGCCUCCAAGCCCCCAUCCCAACUCCCUUCGUCACGCGCCAUUGCACUCCCAUCCGCUUCAAGCGACACAGAGGGGAAGGUACCCCUAUGCCCUCGACCGUCUUACCAGCCUCGCCCGGGACUCGUGGUCCGACGCCUCCUUCCAGGACCUCAUCGCCGGCUUUCCGGCAGAGACACGCACGACUGCCGAUGCCCUGAUUGCCCAUGUGGAGGACCUGACGAGGAGGGAUGUCAAGGCGGUUUACCUGAAGGAGGUGCAGGGUAUGUUUUACUCUCUUUCUGCUCUUCCAUCACAUUUCGCUUUUCGUUUUUUCCCUGCAGUCGUUUCAUCGAGAUGCGCUGCACAGUGCAGAGGGAGCUGGAGUGUUCGGAUGCAGGCAGCUUCGACCAUGCAUGCCCUGUGAUACUCGCCGUCCUAAGAUUAUCGUCUGGCCGGCUAUAGCGCUGCACACUGCAUGCUUCCUCCUGUGUUUGCCGUCCCUGUCGUCAAUCGCGGUUAC
Westerdykella ornata is the source of this 919-nucleotide messenger RNA. RefSeq lists its product as uncharacterized. Bases 317 to 823 code for a protein of 168 amino acids. Lineage: Eukaryota; Fungi; Ascomycota; Dothideomycetes; Pleosporales; Sporormiaceae. The record is from RefSeq and is a predicted model, not a curated record. The transcript has 4 exons.